GCAAAAUCAGGCACUUAAGCCUUAAAUCUUGAUGGAAUGCUAACUGGUUAGAAAAUAACUGUCAGGAUUAUUUUUAGUGGCAUUUGAUUAGCAGUUUUAUAGCUGAAAUGGAUCCAUAAGGUGUUUUUUCUUAACAAAUAAGCAUUAAACAGACUUUGUUAAAAGGAAAAGAGACAGCUGAUUCAUUGAAACAAUGGCAAUUGACAGUGAGUUUGGUGUGAAGAGCAGCAGCAUUAUCAAGGAAUGGAGCGGACAGGUCCAUCCUGCCCUGGUUGCCUCUCUUGUUUUCCUGUUUUGCCUGGAAGCCUGUCUGUGGGUCAGAAACCUUAGACUCAAGAGGAGACUGCCAGGACCCUUUGCUUGGCCAGUGGUGGGCAACGCCAUGCAGCUGGGUCAGAUGCCACACAUCACCCUGGCCAAGCUUGCCAAGAAGUACGGCAAUGUGUACCAGAUAAGGCUGGGCUGCAGCGACGUGGUGGUCCUCAACGGAGACCAGGCAAUACAUGAGGCACUGAUUCAGCACAGCACAGAGUUCGCAGGGAGACCCAACUUUGUCUCGUUCCAGAUGAUCUCUGGAGGCAGGAGCCUGACAUUCAAUAAUUACAGCAAACAGUGGAAAGCACACAGGAAAGUUGCCCAAUCGACUCUCAGAGCAUUUUCAUCUGCAAACAGUCAGACCAAAACAGCCUUUGAGCAGCAUGUGCUGGCAGAGGCCACAGAACUGGUGCAGGUAUUUCUACGUCAUAGUGCUAAUGGACAGUAUUUUUACCCAGCUUAUGAGUUUACAGUAGCUGCUGCUAACAUAAUGUGUGCUCUUUGCUUUGGAAGGAGAUAUGGACAUGAUGAUCUAGAGUUCAGAACCUUGUUGCACAGAGUGGAGAAGUUUGGAGAAACAGUUGGGGCAGGUAGCUUGGUUGAUGUCAUGCCCUGGCUGCAGUCCUUCCCUAAUCCAGUUCGAAAUAUCUAUGAAACCUUCAAAAGCGUAAACCAUGAUUUUUUUACUUAUGUAAAAGAUAAGGUGGUACAGCAUAGAGAAUCCUUCAACCCUGAGGUGACCCGGGAUAUGAGUGAUGCCAUCAUUAGGGUGAUUGAGCAUGGAGAGGAGAGCACAUUGACUAGGGAGUAUGUUGAAGCAACUAUCACCGAUCUGAUUGGAGCAGGUCAAGAUACAAUGUCAACAGUCAUGCAGUGGAUUAUCCUCCUGCUGGUCAAAUAUCCAGACUACCAAGCCAAACUGCAGCAGCUCAUUGACAAAGUGGUGGGCCAGGACCGGCUCCCGUCAAUCGAGGACAGAAGUAACCUGGCUCUCCUGGAUGCCUUCAUCUUCGAGACCAUGCGCUUCACCAGCUUCGUUCCCUUCACUAUCCCGCACUCAACCACAUCGGAUGUCACAAUCGAAAGCCUCCGCAUUCCCAAGGACACAGUGGUCUUUAUCAAUCAGUGGUCCGUCAAUCAUGACCCCCUGAAGUGGAAGGAUCCCCAUGUGUUCGACCCCAUGCGCUUUCUCGACGAGAACGGCGCCCUGGACAGAGACAGAACCAAUAGCGUGAUGAUUUUCUCAACAGGUAAGAGACGCUGCAUCGGCUCUCAGAUUGCGAAGGUGCAGGUGUUUCUGUUUGCAGCAGUCCUGCUGCAUCAGCUGACCUUUGAGAGCAACUUGUCUGUGCCUCCUACUCUGAACUGCUCCUACGGCCUCACGCUGAAACCCCUACAGUUAAAUGUGAGAGCCAAGCUUAGGGGAAAGUUGCUUGGAGUGGUUUCCCCAGCUUAAACACCAACCUCUAAGGCUGUGCUUCUGUUAAAUUCGUUACCACCAAUGACAUUUAGAAGUAAGUAUAAUUACACUUGCACAGAACAGUUUUGAUAAUUAAUGAGAAUAUUUAAUCCAUGUAUUAGCUUAUCUGUUAGUGGAAAAUUAAAUCGAUAAUUUCAAAGAUGUCAGCUGCAAAUGAAACAUAACUAUGGACUGUUAGGAUCAAUGGCAAGUAUGAAAUAUUUGCUUCUCAGAAUACUCUGCACCUGACAGGAUUUAAUUCAGAAAAAUGUGUUGUUUGUCAUCCACAAUUGAGCAUGAAUAUAUGUGUAGAAGUUGCAUUUAAAGUAUUACAGAUGUAUGUUAAAUACUUGUGAAUGUGAUUUAGACACUUGAAAGCCCAUUGUUCUCAUUUUUUGUAUGCAAAAAUGUAUUUGUAACUUUGCAACAUAAUUCAUAUGUAAGGUAUGGCAAAAAAUGUGUAAAUGUAAUCACUAUCUACUGUAUUUCAAACAUAAAACUACAACAGAAAAAAGUUAGCUUGUCUCAGAAACUCAGACGUGACAAAGGAAUCUUUCAUCAGGGAGGAUCCACGACUUUCCAAGGAGACGGAUGAGACAUCACAGGGGACCACAAGCACUAACAGACUUUCUGCUUCACUUUCACUGUACAAGCACUGCAGCUACCAUUAUGCCAAGCCUCGUUUUUCCCACAGCACAGCUAAACACAUGUGCAAGAAAUUCCUCUCACUCAUGAGGCAUUCUUAAAAAACAAUGUUUGUUUACAGUACCGUUUUUCAAAGCUACACAUAUGUCAGUGUGCUGCCUCUAAGCCUCUGUGUUCAGGAACUGACACUGUAAUGCCCAAGGGAAGUGUUUUUCUAUCAGCGGCAAGGCAAAAAAUUAACACCGGUCGGCAUAGAAUGUUAUAGCUACCAAUCUGGAGUGGCUGCUCUAAUGUUUGAGGCCCACUGAGUCUUUAUAUAAUGGAAAAAUAAGCUGUAUUUAAAAUAAAGGUGACUUAUAAAUUG
Messenger RNA from Girardinichthys multiradiatus, 2783 nucleotides. RefSeq names its product cytochrome P450 1B1-like. Gene Ontology annotation, molecular function: heme binding; iron ion binding; steroid 17-alpha-monooxygenase activity. Lineage: Eukaryota; Metazoa; Chordata; Actinopteri; Cyprinodontiformes; Goodeidae. The coding region runs from base 194 to 1771 and encodes 525 amino acids. The transcript has a single exon. Gene Ontology annotation, biological process: progesterone metabolic process; hormone biosynthetic process. The record is from RefSeq and is a predicted model, not a curated record.